AUGACCCACAACUCUGGGAGCAGCCCCGGCACUUCUGACAUUAUUAAAUAAUAAGAAAGAGGAUCCUUCCCCAACCUCAGGCACAUGCACACUCAUACACACACACACACACACACACACAUACAUACACACACUCGCACACACUCACAAGUGGACACCUUCUAAGAGUUUGGCGAGUCUCGAAGACUGAGCUCAGCAAGCGGGUUCCUUGGAAGGUGUGUGGAAAAGCUUUUUUUUUUUCCUCCUUUUUUUCUUUUCCCCCUUGGAUGACAGCUCUGGAGGCAGCGCGGUGGUGAGGGGAGCCAAGGGGUAAAUAUCAGCUGAUCAGCGCCCAGUGGCAGCAGCGAGCACCCCAGACAGCCCUCCCAGCAGCAGCAGCGGCGGCGGCGGCGGCGGCGGCAGUGGCGGCAGUGGCAUCGGCCACCGCCAAGAAAGGCAGCCAAGGGAGCAGCUCUGGAGAUAAUUAGGAUUUACCAGUCCUUGGAUCAAGUGCUUGGAAACCUUUAAGUUCCAUAGUCAGCUGCCAUUUCAGAAAACAGAAAAUAGAUGGUUUUGGAAAGUUCCUGCUGUGCCUUCAUAGAGUUUUAGAAUGAUUGAAGAUAGUGGGAAAAGAGGAAAUAACAUGGCAGAAAGAAGACAGCUAUUUGCAGAAAUGAGAGCCCAAGAUUUGGAUCGCAUCCGGUUAUCUACCUACAGAACAGCAUGCAAGCUUAGAUUUGUUCAGAAGAAAUGCAAUUUACAUCUGGUGGACAUUUGGAACGUCAUAGAAGCCCUGAGGGAAAAUGCCCUGAACAACCUGGACCCAAAUAUAGAACUAAAUGUGGCCCGCCUGGAGGCUGUGCUUUCAACCAUUUUUUACCAGCUCAACAAAAGGAUGCCGACCACUCACCAGAUCCACGUGGAACAGUCUAUCAGCUUACUGCUCAACUUCCUGCUUGCAGCCUUUGAUCCGGAAGGCCACGGUAAAAUUUCAGUAUUUGCUGUCAAAAUGGCCUUAGCUACUCUAUGUGGAGGAAAGAUCAUGGACAAAUUAAGAUAUAUUUUCUCAAUGAUUUCUGACUCCAGUGGAGUAAUGGUUUAUGGGCGAUAUGACCUAUUCCUACGGGAAGUCCUCAAACUUCCCACUGCGGUGUUUGAAGGUCCGUCAUUUGGUUAUACAGAGCAGUCUGCCCGAUCCUGUUUCUCUCAACAGAAAAAAGUCACUUUGAAUGCUUUCUUGGACACACUCAUGUCUGAUCCCCCACCUCAGUGUCUGGUCUGGUUACCACUUCUUCAUAGACUGGCAAAUGUAGAAAAUGUCUUCCACCCUGUUGAGUGUUCCUAUUGCCAUAGUGAGAGCAUGAUGGGAUUUCGCUAUCGAUGCCAGCAGUGUCACAAUUACCAGCUCUGUCAGGACUGCUUCUGGAGGGGACAUGCCAGUGGUUCCCAUAGCAACCAGCACCAAAUGAAAGAGUACACGUCAUGGAAGUCACCUGCUAAGAAGUUAACAAAUGCACUAAGCAAGUCUCUGAGUUGUGCUUCCAGUCGUGAACCAUUGCACCCCAUGUUUCCGGAUCAGCCUGAAAAACCACUAAACCUGGCUCAUAUCGUAGAUACUUGGCCUCCCAGACCUGUAACCAGCAUGAAUGACACACUCUUCUCCCACUCUGUUCCCUCCUCAGGAAGUCCUUUCAUAACCAGAAGGUUACUUGAGGGUAUGAGUGCAGCCAGUCCUGUGGCUGAUGAGCAUUCUCUCAUAAAGCUGUAUGUAAAUCAGCUUCACAACAACUCACGCUCUCCUCACAAGAACAAUGAAGUAGAGCAGAGCAAACUCCUGGCUAGGGCUGCUCCAAUUUUUCUGAAAGGCAAAGGGUUACGCUACAGCCUGGAUGUUGCAGACAGGCUAGCUGAUGAACAUGUUCUCAUCGGGUUGUAUGUCAACAUGCUUCAGAGCAACCCCUCACGUAUGCUCGAUAGCCCCAAUCGUCUUGAUGAGGAACACAGACUGAUUGCCAGAUAUGCAGCAAGACUGGCAGCAGAGACAUCCUCAUCUCAGCCUAGUCAGCAAAGGGGUGCUUCUGAUAUCUCUUUCACCAUUGAUGCAAAUAAACAACAAAGGCAGCUGAUUGCAGAACUUGAAAACAAGAACAGAGAAAUCUUACAGGAGAUCCAGAGGCUACGGCUGGAGCAUGAACAGGCUUCUCAACCCACCCCAGAAAAGGCCCAGCAGAAUCCUACUCUCCUAGCAGAGCUCCGUCUUCUCAGACAACGCAAGGAUGAGCUAGAACAGAGGAUGUCUGCUCUUCAGGAGAGCCGGAGAGAGCUGAUGGUCCAGUUAGAAGGUCUCAUGAAGCUACUAAAGGAAGAAGAACUGAAACAGGGAACUCAAGGGGCAGGUUCUCCACGUUCUUCUCCCAGUCACACAAUAAGCAGGCCUAUUCCUAUGCCCAUCAGAUCAGCCUCGGCCUGCUCUACCCCAACCCAUACACCUCAGGACUCUCUGACAGGGGUAGGAGGAGAUGUACAAGAAGCCUUUGCACAAAGCACAAGGAGAAAUUUAAGGAAUGACUUGCUUGUGGCUGCAGACUCCAUCACUAAUACCAUGUCCUCCCUGGUGAAGGAGCUAAACUCAGAGGUGGGGAGUGAGACAGAGAGUAAUGUGGAUUCUGAAUUUGGGAGGACCCAGUUUGAUGACCUGGUUCCAUCACCCACUUCUGAAAAGGCUUUCCUUGCACAAAUCCAUGCCAGAAAACCUGGGUAUCUUCACAGUGGAGCUGCCACUGGCACCAUGCGCAGUGAUAUGGUUACAGAAGAUGGAGACCCUUAUGUGAGGACUGAGGAUGAAAAUUAUGAAAAUGACUCGGUCCGUCAGUUGGAAAAUGAGCUCAAGAUGGAAGAAUACCUGAAGCAGAAACUACAGGAUGAAGCCUACCAGGCAAGCUACAGUCAGACAGAUGAUGACAGUUAUGUGAAAACAGAUGAUGAUGAGAGCUGCGUCCAGACAGAGGAAGAAGACAACACCCUGGCUGCCAACCUCACUGAAGAAUGGAACAGACAUGUAGGGCAGCUCCUGACAAGAAACCCCAACCCCUGACAUUGUCUGCCUGCUGAAUGUAGCACUGCUAACCCUUGUUCUAAGAAUUGUAGUUUGUAGGUGUGUGUUUUGAGACAAAAAAAAAAAAAAGACUUUCUUUUAAAGUUAAUCGGCUGCAUCUUCUGUCACAUGGCUCAUCACUGAUGAAGAACCCAAGCUGAAACACAGCGCCAUGGCAGUAUUUAACAAAACAUUUUAAACCUUUGCACAUGAUGUUGAACCUGUUCAGUUUACAAUGACGAUAUUAAUACUGUUUAUAGCUAGGAGUUUGAUUUCUGAAUACUUUGAGAUUUUAGUAGAACAAUUUACUAUACACUGUACAUUUUUUUUUUUCCACAAGCAAUUGUAAAAAGCAACCCCUUGUAGUUAUUCAUUAGCCCUAAAGGAUUCUGUUCCUGGCUGCAGUGCCUGCUUGGAACCCAGAAGCCAAGAAGUUGGCAUAGUCUGUUACUUGAUUGCAAGUCUCUGUAAAAAAAAAAUAAAUAAAAGGAAGGAAGGAACGAACGAAGGAAGGGAGGGAGGGGAAAAAAAUUGACUGACUGUACCAAAUGCAGCAGGAUGGCCCUAUUCUCUAGGCUAAUGUAUAACUUGGGGUUGUUUUCUUUCAAGAUACUCUAAUAAAUCAGCCAUAGAAUUUAGUGUAAAUAUUUUUUCCAAAUAGAUAUCAUAUACAAAAAAGGCAACAUUCAAAUUAUAUAGAAUCUAGUUUUUAAAUCAGCACAGAUCUUCUUAAAACUGUGAACUAUGUUUUGAAAUACUCGUUACUAAAGCUGUUUAUAAACCACAGGUGCCAUAAGAUUCCCCAAACCAAUUAAAAUCCCCUAUGCUCUUCCAUGCUCUCGUUUCAUUGUCGUUUGGGCUUUCAGAAGCAUGUCUUCAACACCUCUCCCUGCUCAGUCUCAUCUGUUCCCUAUCAGGUUGUUUGGAGGCCUUCAGCUUUAAAUGUACAGGCUUAAAGUGCGCUUGCUAGUGUUGCCUCUCCUAUUUUUUCCCCCUGAAUGUUUUUUUGUUGUUGUUUUUUGCCUUAGUAGGCCACGAGGUAUGCUCAAUGCAGGUUAUGGAAGUGCAAAAGAAGACUGGCUUAUUCAGAGGACAACAGAAGGGAAAUUGAAAAUGCAGUGAGGAUUGUGGGAAGGAGAAGGAGAGAAGCUAGGGACAGUCUUUUGUAGCACUCGAUAAGGUAGAUGGAAGGGAGAAAUGUUCUUUGGGCCUUUCAAAGUUAUUAUUUUGUAAAUGAACAUUUUAGAUUUGUUGCCCUAAAAGUAGGAUAUAUUCUAGUCAUUCCCUUUCUUCCCUGAAACUUUAGAAAGGAAAUGAUGGAACAACACAAAUAAAAUUUUCUUUUGGGAAAUCCAUUUGGGGACAUUGUAAGAAUCCUGAAAAGAUUUCUCAGUUAUCCCCUCACUUACUCUCUGAUUCCUGGGGCCCACGUUCAGUGACUGUGUCCUGCAUCUUAGGCUCCCAAAGCCUUGGGCCCUGCCCACACGUGAUCAGAAGGGAAGGCUGCCCAACAGAGAGUACAUGUCGGGUCAGAUGUUUUUCAGCUCAAUUUCCGGAGGGCUAGAAGACCUUCAUCCCUGUGCAGUUGCUCUGAAGUAGCCUUCCUCAGGGUUAUACUUACGUAAUUAAAAAUAAAUCAGAGGCCAUGCUUGUCUGAGGUAGAUCAUAGGGAACCCUGUGCUAGGGUGAGCACAGACCGAAUAUCACUGACACCCCGGGUCAGCAUUGGAACAGUGCCCAGGUUUCUUACUCAUUGGGCAUUGCUUUCACUGGGUGUGUUUCUUUUCCCUUCUACAUAUCAUUCAUAUGACCCUUAGAAUAUUAGAUCCUUGAGAGGAGGGAUUAUUUUAUUCUUGGUCUUGAUAGUGCCAUCUCCUAGCACAGUACCUGGCGCAUAGUAGGCACUUAAUGAAUGCUCACUGUUUGGGUGGCAUCUGCUAGUCUCCCAUAAAGGCAGGCCGUACCAAUGACAGCAUAACCCUCCCUGCCCCCACCAGCCAGGAAGAGCAACCACUGGUGCCUCAUGCUCAAGCUGAAAUCACUCAGCUUUGAAUUGCAGCCAAGUAAUUUCUGAAUACAGUCCCACAUGGCCAAUGUUGCAUCCCCUAGGGACCUUGAGCAGCUGACAGAGCUGCCAAAACAUGUCAUCAUUUUUUUUUCACAUUGAAAAGCUGGUUUACAGUUUAAGGCAUUAUAGGGACAUGCCAUCAGACUCUCCUUUGGGCAUAGGGAUUGGGGUACCACCCACUGUUCAUCAGGCAGAUGCAAUAGAAUCAGGCCACUGCAAUGCCUUCCCUGGGGGUCAUUUUCAAUGACCUAUUUCAGAAUAGCCAGCCACCUGACAUUUUUCUCAGCUCCACAUCAGCCCUACAGACCAGAUCCAAGCCCCCAAAUCCUGCGGUUGAAAAGAGGUGGCAUUUUUUUUUUUUUGCUUUGUAUUUUGGUUCUCCAGGUUUACAUUUUGAGUAUUUUCUUAAUGCAAAGCCCAGCAGGUCUCUGUCUGUCCAUUUGAUACAAUUAUAUCUUGUGGUGGUUGUUUCUCGUUCAUUCAACAACAAAUUACACACUCAUGGCCCAUAGCAAUGGUAACAUUCUAGUGCACAGCAUAAACACAUGGCCUGACCCCCAAGACAUGGCACCUAGGUCAUGAGAGGGCUAGGCUAAUCAGGAUCCAGAGUACUGUUGCAGUUGGUCAGGGUCGGGGUUGAAGGAAACUAUUGCAGAUGGUUCAAAGGGAUGUUUGAAGAAAAAGGUGAAGAGUCUCUUGAAUGAUCUCCCACAAGGCAGUGAUGGUUCAUCUGCAUGUAGGCCCGUGAACUGAAUUGCAUUGAAGGAGUGUGGCCUUUGUUAUGAUAGAAUAUGUAUUUUUCUUAUAUGCAUGAGCCAAACUGUUGCAUCUUAAUUUAGCACAGGUGUCUGCCUUUAUUUUGAUCAUCUUUGUCCGCCCCUUAUGAGUUCUUGGCUGUUAACUGUAGAUAGCUCUUGUAAAUAAUGCAACCUCAGGUUGCUAUGAUCACCUUGGUUCAAUUCAGCGCAAGGAGCCACAAACAGCAACUCCACUGUGUCCUCAGCAGAAAGGGCAUUUUUACUUUUGAACCAAAAAAUAAAUUAUACAUAUAUAUAUAAAGAGUUACAUCUUGAGGCUACUAACUGUAAGAAUUUUUAAUUAUGACUACUGUAAUUUGACACCAUUUGAAACAAAGGAUACAGAGACACUAAAGAUUUCACAAUAUUCAUUGGUAUUGUAACAAAACUACUAUUGUAUGGGUUUUUUUGUAUUGCUGUUAAGUAUUGUUUUGUGUGUGUGUGUUGGAACCUACUGGGGACAUGUUAUAUUUUGAAGUGAUUAAACUAUUUAAUUGUGUGUCUAUAUUUUGGAAUGGAAUUAUUUCUUCAUUAAAAAAAGGUUUUUAAAAAUA
Molecule: messenger RNA, 6492 nt
Organism: Dromiciops gliroides (monito del monte)
Lineage: Eukaryota; Metazoa; Chordata; Mammalia; Microbiotheria; Microbiotheriidae
Gene: DTNA
Product: dystrobrevin alpha
Exons: 26
Coding region: 590-3073 (827 amino acids)
Biological process (GO): synaptic signaling
Cellular component (GO): plasma membrane; synapse
Molecular function (GO): zinc ion binding
Source: RefSeq, a predicted model, not a curated record